AAUAAUUCAUGACAGCAUGGAAAGGCUGUCUUUUCCCUGGGUGAUGGAUAGCUGAGCAGGAGAGCAAGCGAGCACUCCCGAGUGGGUUUGCCACAUCAGCCAGCACUCUUGCUUCUGAGCACAGGGUGCGCUCCUCUCCAGCUCAGUUUCUCUUGCAGCCAGUCAGGCAUCCUCGAGGCUGCUGCUGCCUGCCCACCCGCCUGGGCUCCUAGCCGACCACUUUCCUUUCUCCAAUUCUGCUGCCAGCUGAGGAGACUCCCCACAGCUGCUGGCUCCUGCCUGGGACCAUGUGUGUGGAUGCUGCUUGGGAGAAACAAGGCACUUGCUCCUGGCACGGAUCCCAGCUCAGUUUCUCCUGUUGACUUCUGGACCACAGAUGCUGCUGCUGAGGAGGUAUUUCCUGGCAUCUCUCCCUCUGCUAUCAUCAGCUAAGGACUGGCCGCAAAUCAAGCAGGCAAGUGUCAGGAUGGGCCGCGCUCCAAGAAGCCAACGCUAGGGCGCGAGGUGUGAAGAGUUGUCCAGAAUGACCAACUCCUCCUCCACGUCCACCUCCUCCACCACCGGGGGAUCGCUGCUCCUGCUCUGCGAGGAAGAAGAGUCGUGGGCCGGCCGGCGGAUCCCGGUAUCUCUCCUGUAUUCGGGGCUGGCCAUCGGGGGCACGCUGGCCAACGGCAUGGUCAUCUAUCUCGUGUCGUCCUUCCGAAAGCUGCAGACCACCAGCAACGCCUUCAUCGUGAACGGCUGCGCCGCGGAUCUCAGCGUCUGCGCCCUCUGGAUGCCACAGGAGGCCGUGCUGGGGCUCCUGCCCGCCGGCUCCGCCGAGCCCCCGGGGGACUGGGACGGUGGCGGGGGCAGCUACCGCCUGCUCCGGGGCGGGCUGCUGGGCCUCGGGCUCACCGUGUCCCUCCUGUCUCACUGCCUCGUGGCGCUGAACCGCUACCUGCUCAUCACCAGGGCGCCUGCCACCUACCAGGUGCUGUACCAGCGGCGCCACACGGCGGGCAUGCUGGCCCUGUCCUGGGCGCUCGCCUUGGGUCUGGUGCUCUUGCUCCCGCCCUGGGCGCCCAAGCCCGGAGCCGAACCCCCGCAAGUCCAUUACCCCGCGCUCCUGGCGGCGGGAGCCCUGCUGGCACAGACGGCGCUGCUGCUGCACUGCUACCUGGGCAUCGUGCGCCGCGUGCGCGUCAGCGUCAAGCGGGUCAGCGUGCUCAACUUCCACCUGCUGCACCAGCUGCCCGGCUGUGCCGCCGCCGCCGCCGCCUUCCCCGCCGCCCCACACGCGCCGGGCCCCGGAGGCGCCGCGCACCCCGCGCAGCCCCAGCCCCUGCCCGCCGCGCUGCAGCCGCGUCGAGCGCAGCGACGUCUCAGCGGCCUGUCGGUGCUGUUGCUCUGCUGCGUCUUCUUGCUGGCCACGCAGCCGCUGGUGUGGGUGAGCCUGGCCAGCGGCUUCUCGCUGCCGGUGCCCUGGGGCGUGCAGGCGGCCAGCUGGCUCCUGUGCUGCGCCCUGUCGGCGCUCAACCCUCUGCUCUACACGUGGAGGAACGAGGAGUUCCGCAGGUCCGUGCGGUCGGUCCUGCCCGGCGUCGGGGACGCGGCUGCAGCCGCCGCGGCCGCCACCGCGGUGCCAGCCAUGUCCCAGGCGCAGCUGGGCACCCGGGCGGCUGGCCAGCACUGGUAACUCACCUGGCCCCGGGGAGGGAGGGCUUCCUAUGCCAUCUACUGCAUCACCUCCUCCCUUGUGAGCCAUCCCCAGGGUGAAGAUUUUGCCUUCCUUCCCAGUGCAAUACCUGAACCAAGGUCUUCCCCUAAAUGGAGUCCCAAAGGAAUUGUGCAGGCCACCCGACCUUUAUACCCUUCGUUUCUGUGUUUUAGAGACACCCUUAUGUCCAGACACCCAGACUGCAAGGACUUGCAAACUGGCAUUUUAAAAGAACCAGUUAAUUUAUUUCAAGUUUGCUUUUGGAACAGAGCUUUCGUAACAUUCAACCCUUCCAACCUCCAUCGUCGUAUAUACGAAGCGCCUUGGAUGUAUGAGUGUGCAUGAGUCAAAAGGAAUACUACCGAGGAAGAAACUGUGUGUGUAGACAGCAUUUUAACCACACCUCCUUCUGUUAUAGUUUAGUCUUUGUAUAUUGGCCUGGAAGAGUGACACCACAGGUGUGUACACCGGUGUGAGUUGCCAUCGAGACCUCAAGCCCUUUAUUCUUAAAAGGGUUAUUAUUGAGUCAACUUUGAAAUGAAUGGACUCUCAGCCAGUGAGGAAACAAACCAAAUUGAUUAUUCUGCACUCCUCUUUACUCACUUCUAAGGUGGAAAGCUAGCAUUGGGUGUUAGAUUGACAAAUUUCAAGUUUGUUAAUGGAUGGUCUGAAACCAGAAAUGGAAUUCUGGAAACAAUAACAACAAAAAAAGGGGGUUAUCUAUUUUAGGUACCAGUUUCACAUUUUCUAAAGCAUGCACACUUCUUGCUACCCACAUUUGUAACCAAUUUCUUCGCCUCUGAGUGUGAUCGCAGCUUUGAACAUUCUGUACUAUAAUGGUUGCUAAGGAGAAUGAAUCCUGUUUUCUCUUUAAGAUAUCUCAAUGCACACGAUAUAAUCAAACACUAAUACCAUAAUUGCAUAGCUAAUGUUAGUUGCUAUUGCAUGCUCCUAGAUGCUAGAACGUAUUGGGCAUGUGGUACACAAAGCAAUACCCACUAGACAAGGACAUUUUACUUCUUCCAGACACCAGAAAGAAUGGCCUUUCAUCAUUUGGAAAGAGACACAGAUACACCUGUGGCUGCCUAGAGCUCUUGUCUUGACCUGGUUUGUGAGAAAACUCCCAUUUGGGAUGUUAGCUCCUAAAUGAAACCAAUGAUCAAGAUGAUAUGUUAAUACAGAUUGGCUCUGCAAAGCCACUUGUGAAUUUUAGGGGUUAAACAAGCCUCGUGCUAGGAAGUAUCACUGUUUUAUGUUGUUCAUCUAUAUUACCACGGCUUUUAAUAUUAGUAUCAUGUCUGUUGAAGGCUGGAUAGUACACUCCGUUGUACAUCAGAGGUGCCUUUCAAAUGGGACUCUGUUCUCAAAUGUACCAGUUGAGGCCUGCCAUCUUCAUCUUUAACUUCCUAAAUGUUUUUAGAUACAUUUUCCAUGUGCAAAACCAUGUGAAAUCAUUUCAUGAAGUUUAACAGGGAAGAAAGUAAUAAGGGGCAGAGAGCAGUCUGCUGGCCACAUCAAGUUGGGACCAAACAGCCUCAAUGAACUUUGUAAUUCAGGAGUAAAGGCGGCUGGCUGUGUUGCGCUCCUGGAUCAAGAACGGUAAGAACACUUGUACAUUUGAAUAAUUAUGAGAGAUGCAGGUAAUGGACAUUUUUGGAGUAAAACAAAAUAAACUAAAUAUGUUUGUCACUAACAAUACAUCAGCAGUCAUGUUGUUAACCAAACUCUGUGCAUGAACCAUUUCUGUCAUGAACUUUUCAUCUGUUCCCAGCUUCCUGGAUUCAGAUAUUUAAUUAAACUUUAGAUAAUGCUU
Messenger RNA from Onychomys torridus (southern grasshopper mouse), 3512 nucleotides. It is a transcript of the gene Gpr88, whose product is annotated as G protein-coupled receptor 88. Gene Ontology annotation, biological process: G protein-coupled receptor signaling pathway. Lineage: Eukaryota; Metazoa; Chordata; Mammalia; Rodentia; Cricetidae. Gene Ontology annotation, cellular component: membrane. Gene Ontology annotation, molecular function: G protein-coupled receptor activity. Bases 524 to 1678 code for a protein of 384 amino acids. The record is from RefSeq and is a predicted model, not a curated record. The transcript is spliced from 2 exons.